AUGUAUGAUGAGAGUGAUUUAUAUGACUGCAAAAGAUAAACCAAUAGUAAAGAAUAAGAAGAAAUAAAUUAUUAAAAACUUAAAUUGUUUCCAAUAGAUUGUUGGAUUUUUGUAUUGCUAUGUAUAAUUUGAAUGAGCAAACAAAGCUCCUGUUACAUUUAUAAUUUCAAUCCGAAUUAUUUAUGAGUUCUUAAAAGACUUUAGGCUAUUUGGAGGUCCUGGAGAUAUUAUCUUUGUGAUUACAGUAACUAAUGGAAUAUAAUCAAUUGUUCAAUUUUCUACAGCAUUGUAUGUAAUCAUAGAAGACUUAGCUCCAGAAAAUUUAUUUUGUUAUGUAAUUAUUAAAAUAAAUUAGAUUACAGGAAUAGCAACUUCAAUAGUUUUUGUAAUUUCAAAUCUAAACAUCUUUAUGUUUGCUGCCUACCCACUUGCUUUGGUAUAUAACACUUUGGAGUAAACAAUCAAAUUUAUUCGAAUAUUUAAUUACUCUUUCACAGCUCUAAUAAUAAUUUUAGUUAUAUUAGAGUUUAUAUUUGAUAAUGGUAUUAUAUCAAUCUCAUUAAAUGGGUAUUAUUUAUUUUAUUGUUCUUAGAAUGUGUGCAAUUUCAGCCACUCAUUAACCUGUUUGGGACUACAUUAUUGCAAUCAUAUAUUUAUUAGUAUUUCUUUUAUUUGCAACUAUGUCAUUAAUUUUUGUUUUUACCUUUAAAAGGUUAGUCCCUAAAAUGUCAUCAAUUAGAUAAUUAAGAGGCUAAUACUUAAGAUAUUAUCAAAAAUUUAUUACUUUUAGUCUUGUCAUGAAAUUUCUACUUGGAAUAUUCAGUGCAACUAAUCUAUUAAAUUGCUAUAUAUUUUUGAAGACAUAUCUAUUACCAUCAGCGACUUGUUAAAAUAUAACUCAAGCCCUUUGUAUUUUAGGCUAGGUUAUUAUUAUCACGAAAGAUCCACUCCUCAUACCAAAAUUUAACAAAUCAUAAACUUCUGAUCCCUAAUUAGAUUAAAACCAAAAUAAUGAUACUAAGGAUUUUGAAAUAUCUUUGUAAUGUAAGAUUUUUAAUUUUUAUAAUAGAAUUUAAUCUUUUAGAACAGUUAUAAAAGGAAAUGAAAAAAACUUAAGUAAUUUCUAUGUUAGCUGGUAUAUAAAUACUAAAAAAGUAGAAAUAAGAAUAAGUUGUAUUUUACAAAGAUCUAGAGAUAAAUGAUGAUUAAGAUGAAUCUGAUGAAUCAAGUUAAGGAGAUUUAAGUGAAUUGGUGGAUGUAACUUUAUAACCAUUUAUUCCUGAAGAAGUUGAUGAAUGUAUGGUUGUUAAUCUUGAUAAUGAUCUUUUUAAAUCCUACUUUAAGGAAUCUCAAAAUAUUUAAGUUUUUUAAAUGAGAUGUAUAUUAUAUGCUCCUAAAAUUUUUAAUUACUUUGUUACUUUAGAUAAUAUUGAUAUAGAAGAUUCUUUUGAUGUUUAAAAGAAUUUAAUGAAAAUAGAAUAAUCAACAGGUCCUGAUGGUGGUAAAAGUGGUGAAUAUUUUUUUUUUUCUCACAACAACUAAUUAAUUAUUAAAACAAUGAGAUAAUCAGAGGUUAAUACAUAUAAAAAAAAUUUAUUAAGCUUUGCUACAUAUUAAGCAAAUAAUCCACAAUCUUUAUUAAAUAAGAUUUAUGGGAUGUAUACUUUUGAAAAAUCAAAAGUAAAGGUUCACUUUUUAAUAAUGAAGAAUUUGUCACUAGGAAUACCAAGAAAUUAGAUAUUAAGAACUUAUGAUUUAAAAGGAUCUUAAUAUGAUCGUGAAGUUCUUGCAAAGAAAACUGAAAGUGAUUUAUCGAAAUUGACUUUGAAAGAUUUAGAUUUUUUCAAAAUUGAAUAAUAAAUUUGGGUGGAUUAGAGCAUUACUUUAAGUAAUUUAUUUAACUAAGCCAAGAAUUAAACUAAAAUUUAAGCAAAGACUCUGAUUUUUUAGAAAAAUAACAACUUAUUGAUUAUUCUUUGUUAAUUAUGAUUAUUGAUUGGAAAGAUCAAUAAUAAUUACUAUAAAAAUAUUUGGAUGGCCAAUAAAUCAAUAUUAAUCCUUCAAUUAAAGAAUAAGGGGUAAUUUAAUAUAGAAUUUUUAGAUAUACUAUCAUAUAGGCAUUAUUGAUUAUUUAUAAAAAUGGAAUGUUAACAAAUCUCUUGAAAGAAAUACAAAAAAAAUUAUUAAAAUGAAUUUAUAAUUAGACACUUCAGCUUAAGAACCUAAAAGAUACAGUAAAAGAUUUAAAGAGAAACUGAUAAACAGAAUCCUUCCAAUAUGA
Messenger RNA from Paramecium sonneborni, 2281 nucleotides. The record is from the annotation of a GenBank genome assembly. Lineage: Eukaryota; Ciliophora; Oligohymenophorea; Peniculida; Parameciidae.